Anguilla rostrata (American eel) is the source of this 2739-nucleotide messenger RNA. RefSeq names its product beta-catenin-interacting protein 1. The record is from RefSeq and is a predicted model, not a curated record. Gene Ontology annotation, molecular function: beta-catenin binding. The coding region runs from base 231 to 476 and encodes 81 amino acids. Lineage: Eukaryota; Metazoa; Chordata; Actinopteri; Anguilliformes; Anguillidae. Gene Ontology annotation, biological process: negative regulation of Wnt signaling pathway. Gene Ontology annotation, cellular component: beta-catenin destruction complex; cytosol; nucleus. The transcript has 4 exons.
GUUUGUUUUUCCGGACAUCUCCCCCUAGUGUCUAUGCAUCAACUUCUCGGCUGGAACAGUUUCCGCACCGGGAUCUCAGCGUGAGUCAUUAUUCAGCUCCAGCACGCAGCCAUACCGACUGUCGGGAUGUGACCCCGGAACAGGACACCUCCUGAGAAACAACACUCCAUUCAAAUAAAACGGGCGAAAAAACGGAUCGCGACCAGCAGAGGGACCCCGGAGCCGCGGGGAUGAACCGCGAGGAGACGCCCGGGAAGUCCCCCGAGGAGAUGUACAUCCAGCAGAAGGUGCGCGUGCUGCUCAUGCUCAAGAAGAUGGGCUCGAACCUGACGCAGAGCGAGGAGGCGUUUCUGCGGAACUACGCCGGUGUGGUGCACAGUCAGAUGAGCCAACUGCCGCAGCACCCCAUCGACCAGGGUGCUGAAGAUGUGGUGAUGGCUUUCUCCAGAUCAGAAACAGAGGACCGGAGACAGUGACCGUGACCCCCACCCCCCACCCCCCAGGCCCCACCCAGCUUAGGGACAGGGAGAGGAGGCCGCCCAGGAUGGGGGAGGGAAAUGAGCGGACAAACCGUGGGCGUAACGGGCCCCCCACCCCUCACCACCCCCUUCCCCCUCCUAACCCAUCUUCCUUGAACAAACUGCUGCCCCACUGGGCCCCAUUAUUGGGCCCCAGGCUUCUGUGGAAAAAGAGCAGGAGACAACAUGGGCCAGAGCUUCCGGUUUACUUUUUUAUUUUUUAGUCUCUCUCAUUCGCUCUUACUCUGUCUCUCUGGUGCUCUCUCUCUCUCUCUCUCUCUCUCAUACACAGACUCUCUCUCUCUCUACACUCACUCUUACUCUGACUCUCUCUCUCUCUCUCUCUCUCUCUAUGUCUCUCUCUCUCUCUCAUACAUAGACUCUCUCUCUCUCUCUCUCUCCCCACUCACUCUUACUCUGACUCUCUCUCACUCUCAUCCUUUAACUCCGGGGUGGUAAAUUCUGAACAGAUCAAGAACAUUGUGGCGGAGGUGGGUGGAACUGCUGAUGGGUCAUUGUCCUUGGUGGGGAAGUUUUUGUCCCAUUCAGUUUUUUUUUGUUGUUGUUAAGUUUCUUUACUGUCUGUGGGGAGACUGUAUGCUGGUUUAAAGAGGUCGUGAUUCGUGAUCGUGUGUAUGUGUGUGCCGUUUCUUUUUUAUUGUCUUUGCAUAAUUUUGGCACCUGAACACGUGCGUGAUACUGCCACCAGCAAGUCUUUCCCCAUCAAAGAAAGGGACAAGCAUGUGGGGACCUUCAAGCAGAUGUGCAAAAACGUGUUGUCUCGACAAUUACGACUUAAUACUGAAAAUGAAAGAACUGGUUUGUGCCGGUUUGGUGUUAUUGUAUUCCUGUGCUUCAGAAAACAAAAAGAAUCUGAAAGAUUUGAAAUGUGUCUGAGGACUGUAUCGGGGGCUAAUUUAUUGGUUUAUUGUAUUCUUACUGUUCUAAAGCAGGAUGUGUUCAUUUUGUGUCUACGAAUGUAAGAAAAGCGUAAUUCUAUAUCCAGUUAUUAAACGAACAGAAUUGAAGAUAUUGUGAGUUAAAGCCUUAAACCGUUUUACAAUAGAGAUGCGAUCUUGUGCAUACAGUACACACACUCUCACACACUCUCUCUCACACACACACACAUACACACUGCACAAGUGUGUGUCUCUCUGAGCAAUAGCAAUGAGAACUGUCAUUUUGGCCUCAAAAAGAGUUAAGCAUGGUUUGGAGGAGACUUUGGGAAACUGUAGCCAGCUUGGUCUUUGUUUUAUUUCCAUACGGUAACUGCUGCACAAGUAAUGCAAUGCAGCUUGUAUGAAGCAUGCAUUACAUGUGUGUUUGUGUGCAUGGAUGGAAGUGUCUGUGUGUGGGUGUGUGGUUGUGUGCAUGGCUGGAUGGGUGUGUGUGUGUGUGUGUUUGUGUGUGUGUGUACACUUGUUCAUUAAAAAUGGAAUUUUCAAUUUAAUUUUCACCUUUUUUGUGUAUACUUGCUUUUGAUAGACCGUUUGUGGUGACGUUACUUAUUGCUCUGUGUUUAUUGUGUUUUUGUUAUCUUACUUAACUUAAUAAUUGUAACUUAAUGUUCUGAAAUUAAGCAUGCCUGCCAUGUGGUUUACAGUACACAGUAAAAAAAAAAAGCCUUGCUACAAUCAUUUUGUUUGUAUUUUUGAAGUCUGAGAACCUGUUUUUUUUUUGCAUACCUGGAACUUCUGUUUGGUAGAAUACCAUCUAUGUGGUCUAUAUUCUUUCAUUUUUUAAUUUAUUUUAUUUUUUUAAAUUGAAUGUCUAUACAGUGACAGUGUGUUGUAUUUUACCAACAAACAGCCACAACUUUUUCACCAGUGACAGUCUUUUAUUAUACUUUUUGUUCAAUUUGAAAGCCAGAAAUAUGUUUUUUUGUGUGUAUUUGUGAGGUUUAAUAUACGAUCCGCAGUUCAGUACUGUAUGUGUUUGGUUGUCAAUGUAUUUGGUUAUUGUCAUUCAACCUGCAACCCAUCUUUACAGCAUGUCACAUUCUAUUGUUAGAGCUGUGUACCUUUUUAAUGUGCUGACCUGUUGAUGCGUAAGCUAUUGCUUCAGUCUUAAAAUGGAUUUUGCUUAGAUUUAUGUUUUUUCUAGUUAAUAUUGAUUGAUUGGUUGUUAUUAUUGUCUGGCUUGCUGAGCAACUGUUGAAUAAAUGCUUCCAAGAACCUAUACCAGCUGAACCGUGAAAAUUAAAGGAGUUUACAGCAUUUAA